UCUGUACCUAUUAAACAACAACUCCUCAUUAUCACCUGAUGAUUGCUGCUGUUUUCCCUGUUUCUUUACCUGGUGUUGCUUCCCUUGUUAGCAGCAAAACAGCUCAUUUUCUCCUUCCCUCAAAAUGCACUGCUGGCUAUAACUUGGCAGGAACUAUAAAAGCCAUUUUUAAACCCACAACAUUCUUUGGCUUCAAACGUUAAUACCACCUGGUUCCAACUUCAGUUUUCAGCCCUAUUUCUGUUCAGAACCUAACGUUAAAGUAAACAGCUGUCUUUCGCUGUGCUUCCUCGCUUCACACCUCUGCUCAUACCUUCUCUCCAUGUGGAAUGUCUUUCCUGUUCAGCCCUUCCCACUCUACCUAUGCCUACCAGAAUCCUUCAAGGUCCAGGUCAUGCUCUAUCUUCUCCAUGAAGACUCCUUGACCACCUCAUAUGGUAGUGAUCUCUCUUUCUCCUUUGACCUCUUACAGUAGUUAUUAUCUAAAUUACUAAUGAUAGAAAUUGUACACUGUAGUUGUUUCAUGUUAACCAUAGCUCCUCAAAACAGGAAUUAAGCUGUAUUAUUUUGUUCAUUCAAUCAUUUGUUCAUAUAUUUAUUAUUCAUUCAACAAAUACUGUCCACUGUGUACAAAAAUGCCCCCAAAAUAAUUGCUGAAUAAACAAAUAACAUUCUAAGUCACUGGGCUUUCAUGGAUGAGUCAAUAAACACCAGCUCUUCUUAUGUUUGGGAUUUUGUAAAAACUAAUUUUAUCUACCUCUCAGGUCUUAGUUGUGCUCCAGGUAGUUAGUAAUCAUCUGUAAUAUAAUAAUAAUAAUCCUAUUACACUAGCUACCUAUUAAAUUAGUUAAUACCAGUUUAUUUUGCCUAUUUGGACAUUUAAGUUAUACAAUCAAACCUGAAUGAUUCUGUUGAUUCUAAAAAAGACUGUAGUGUUCCAGGUAGCCAUCACUGUUCUCAAUUCCCACUUAGGGGCAAGACCCUAAAGUUGUCUUUCGUUAACUUCCUACAUCCUCGUUGGAUGUCAAUGAGGGGAACAAGGUAAAGGGCGCCUAGCUUUCUUCAUUUAGGUACCCAUAGAAGGGAAUUAGAGCCGGUAGGAAGUUCCUCGCACUUGGGUCACUGCUUGUUUCCUCACAGCAUAAUCCCAACUGAGAAAGUUACUGGCACUUGGCUUCUCAUUAGCCAAGGCUCUCAAGUGAGAGGAGACAAGGGAGGAAAUCGCUGAGGAGACAGGGUUUCGCAACGGGUGCCUCCACCUGGACGCGGCGCCACCCAUUUUCCAAUCGGAGCCGAGUACUGCAUUCCUCCUCGGUCUUUCUCUUUAGCAGAGACCUCUACGUGCCAGCAAAGUUAACUGAUUCCAAGAUAUUAACACUAAUACUUAGAUUGCUUUACAAGCCACACUUGCCUUCAUUAUUCCGUUCGCGCUUUUCAACAGCCCUGUGAUACAGGCAUUACUGGUAUUUCACAGGAGAGUGAACUGCUCCUGAGCCACAGGGCACUUGAACCACAGGGCUAAUGCGUAAAUCCGGAGCUGAGACCACUCCUUCAGGGAGAAUGACUGCGGUCCGGAGGCCCAAGGCCACUGCCAACGCUUCCCCAGAUAACCCGCCAGGCUCGGACUCUCAGGCAGCCGGUACCUUCCCCCGCGGCCCAUUGAGCCGUAACUAGCCGCCAUUCUCCCGGCUUCCCUAAAGCACAAAGAACACAGCCGGUGCCCAUCCCGGCCUAGUCCCCGCCCGGCAGCGCAAAGCUUACAGGACGAGGCCGCCCAUAUGCCGUCACCUCGAGGGUUCCCCACAAACCCGACUAAGUACUGUGCGGCUGACUCAGGGUUCCAACGCCCACCUGAACUCGGUCCCCAAGAAAGCUCCCAACAGCCAGCUGGCCCGCCCCUGGGUUCACAGGCCGCUCUAGCCGUGCACAGAGCCGGCAAUCUCGUUGCUCCCUGCUUGACGUCAUCAGCGAGCGCCACAGCGCGGUGGCGGGCAAGCGCAGCCGGGAAGAUGUCUCCGACGCCGCAGCUUUUCAGUUUGCCCGAAGCGCGGACGCGGUUCACGAAGUCUACCAGAGAGGCCCUGAACAACAAAAAUAUUAAGCCACUGUUGAAUACCUUCAGCCAGUUACCUGGCAGUGAAAAUGAAAAAAAAUGUACCCUUGACCAAGCUUUCAGAGGUGUUCUAGAAGAAGAAAUUAUAAAUCAUUCAUCAUGUGAAAACGUUUUAGCUAUUAUUUCUCUUGCUAUUGGGGGAGUAACUGAAGGUAUUUGUACUGCAUCUACACCUUUUGUAUUGUUGGGAGAUGUUUUGGAUUGUCUUCCUUUGGAUCAGUGUGAUACAAUAUUCACUUUUGUGGAAAAAAAUGUUGCUACUUGGAAAUCAAAUACGUUUUAUUCUGCUGGGAAAAAUUACUUACUACGUAUGUGCAAUGAUCUCCUAAGAAGAUUAUCAAAAUCCCAGAAUACAGUCUUCUGUGGCCGAAUUCAACUCUUUUUGGCCAGGCUUUUCCCUUUAUCUGAGAAAUCAGGUUUUAACUUGCAGAGUCAAUUUAAUCUGGAAAAUGUCACUGUUUUCAAUACCAAUGAGCAGGAAAGCACCUUGGGUCAGAAGCACACUGAGGAUAGAGAAGAAGGAAUGGAUGUAGAAGAAGGUGAAAUGGGAGAUGAUGAAGCUCCAACAACUUGCUCCAUUCCAAUUGAUUACAACCUGUACCGAAAAUUCUGGUCACUUCAGGAUUACUUUAGGAACCCUGUGCAAUGCUAUGAGAAGAUUUCAUGGAAGACUUUUCUCAAGUAUUCUGAAGAAGUUCUAGCUGUUUUUAAGAGUUAUAAAUUAGAUGAUACUCAGGCCUCAAGGAAGAAGAUGGAAGAAUUGAAAACAGGAGGAGAGCAUGUAUAUUUUGCAAAAUUUUUAACAAGUGAAAAGUUGAUGGAUUUACAACUGAGCGACAGUAACUUUCGUCGACACAUCCUGUUGCAGUAUCUCAUUUUAUUCCAGUAUCUCAAGGGGCAGGUCAAAUUCAAAAGUUCAAACUAUGUUUUAACUGAUGAGCAAUCACUCUGGAUUGAAGAUACUACAAAAUCAGUUUAUCAACUACUAUCUGAAAACCCUCCUGAUGGAGAAAGAUUUUCAAAGAUGGUAGAGCAUAUAUUAAACACUGAAGAAAACUGGAACUCAUGGAAAAAUGAAGGUUGCCCAAGUUUUGUGAAAGAAAGAACAUCAGAUACCAAGCCGACAAGAGUAGUACGGAAGAGAACGGCACCAGAGGACUUCCUAGGGAAAGGACCCAACAAAAAGAUUCUGAUGGGAAAUGAGGAAUUAACAAGGCUUUGGAAUCUCUGCCCUGAUAAUAUGGAAGCCUGUAAAUCAGAGACAAGGGAAUACAUGCCAACUUUAGAGGAAUUCUUUGAAGAAGCCAUUGAACAGGCAGACCCUGAAAACAUGGUUGAAAAUGAAUAUAAGGCUGUGAACAAUUCAAAUUAUGGCUGGAGAGCCCUGAGACUGUUAGCACGGAGAAGCCCUCAUUUCUUCCAGCCAACCAACCAGCAAUUUAAAAGUUUGCCAGAAUAUCUCGAAAACAUGGUAAUAAAGCUAGCCAAGGAAUUACCACCUCCUUCUGAAGAAAUUAAAACAGGUGAGGAUGAAGAUGAGGAAGAUAAUGAUGCUUUACUGAAGGAAAACGAAAGUCCUGAUGUUCGGCGAGACAAACCUGUAACAGGUGAACAAAUAGAAGUAUUUGCCAACAAACUGGGUGAACAAUGGAAGAUUCUGGCUCCCUACUUGGAAAUGAAAGACUCAGAAAUCAGACAGAUUGAGUGUGACAGCGAAGACAUGAAGAUGAGAGCUAAGCAGCUACUGGUUGCCUGGCAAGAUCAAGAGGGAGUACAUGCAACACCCGAGAAUCUGAUUAAUGCACUGAAUAAGUCUGGAUUAAGUGACCUUGCAGAAAGUCUAACUAAUGACAAUGAGACAAAUAGUUAGCUUCUUUCUUUUUUUUUUUUAUUAAAACUGUGAUAAGAUUUUGUUACCAAGCAGCAUUUGAUAAGAGGUCCACUGGUUUUGGUAAACAAUAAACAUUUUUAUAACAAUUGUA
Molecule: messenger RNA, 4095 nt
Organism: Equus quagga
Lineage: Eukaryota; Metazoa; Chordata; Mammalia; Perissodactyla; Equidae
Gene: THOC1
Product: THO complex subunit 1
Exons: 21
Coding region: 1779-3983 (734 amino acids)
Biological process (GO): mRNA export from nucleus; signal transduction; regulation of DNA-templated transcription elongation
Cellular component (GO): THO complex part of transcription export complex
Molecular function (GO): protein binding
Source: RefSeq, a predicted model, not a curated record